Messenger RNA from Cinara cedri, 3531 nucleotides. NCBI's taxonomy places the organism in Eukaryota, Metazoa, Arthropoda, Insecta, Hemiptera, Aphididae. The record is from the annotation of a GenBank genome assembly.
AUGGAAAAUCUCCGGAGGAAACAGAAAAAGGAAAAACAACGGGCACAACACAUGAAAUCAUCGCACGACACGGAGCGCAUGCACUUGUCAAAAUUAUCGAUAAAUUCCCGGUUUGUCGAGCAGCUUUCGAUCAAAACCAUGUAAUGUCAUCAUUAUAAGUAUAAAAUAUAUACGUAAUUACAUUAUUUUGAUUGGCUGUUUGUUGUUGUUGUUUGUGUCGUUUCACAGCCAGGAGAGUAUAUUUCAAUCACCAGGAUGCUUCCGAAUCGCCCGAGUGCGAUACCGACAAUUCGACCAGUUCCAUCCCGAGGACGUCCAGUCAAAGCGACUGUUGGCCAUGGGCAAAGACCACGUGUUGCAGGAACGAAAUCUGCAGAAGUAUCAUGAGAUCGUGUUUUUAUUCUUGGAGAAAACGAUGUGUUUGUCGCAGUCCAACCAGAUGAAAAUGCUGCGGGUUCGGUAAGAUAGAGAAACGGCGGACGUGAUGAAAAAGCUGCAAGACUGUAGGAGACACGAAAUUAAAUCGUUGGUCAAGAUCCACAAGGACAAGGACGAGUCGGAAGGCAUACAUAUUAUAUUUCUGGCAGGGAUGGAUUCAAGGGGGUGGGGGUAAUUGAGUAUCGUCUCUCCUUGAGCGUAUUAUAAUAUAAAAUAAUAAAAUAACGAUGAUUAUAUGAAAUGGGUGCUUAUAAUAAAUAAAGUGACCGUCAACCAAGGGAAUAAUUCCCAAAUCGAUGAAUUCAAAAAAAAAAUAUUUAUCUAGACACUAUAUUUUAAAUAACUGAGUUGGGAUUCAAAUAAAUAUUAAUUCCCCCGUCCAACUUUGAGUAAAUGAAAACUUAAAUUAAAUUAGCAUAAACCAUUAAUAUAAUAAUCAUAAUCAAAAGCAAAAAAAUUAUAAUGUAAUUACAUCAUUAUUGUAUUGCAUUCGAAAAUUUAAUUUAGAGACACUUGUGCCGAUUUCAAUGCCGAUCCUUUUUUUUACUAAUUAUCAAAUAAUGUUAUAAUAUUCGGUAUUUAAUGUAUGCAAAUCUAAAGAUCCCACCAACAACUUUAUCCAGCAACGGCCACUAGCAGCCCCUAUUCUUAUCAAAAUUAAUAUUUUAAAAGUAUUGAUUUUAGUUAUAGGUAUUAGCAUUUUGGUUUGUAGGUAAAAGUAAAUAUUUUGUACGAUUGUUAACAUUUCUAAUAAUUUCAUGGAAGAAAAACACUUAUUUAAAAAUCGUAUCAAGAUAAUAAAUGUUAGAAGUUAUAAUUACGAAUUAAGAUAUGUUUUUAAUCCGUGGUUAUAACCAAAAUUUGUUCCUACAAAAAAACGGUUGGUUUUCUUUACAUUUUUAAUUUUCAUAGCUUCCAUUAUUCAUUAUUAAUAUGACUUUAAUAUAAAUUUUAAAUUAUUACUAUUGUUCUUUUUCGAAGAAUAUUUUAUCAGUGACCUGCUGUUCAUUCAUAAACAUAUAGGUAAAUAAGUUUAAUAAUUAAUUUUAUAUUUUAAUUAAAAUCGUAUUCUCAAAUUCAAGGUAUAAAUCUAGUUUACGACCCAAACUCAUUUUAGAUUUUGAGUGUAGCGAAGAAUGUAUUGAUUUUACUUAGAUGUUAAUUUCUUUUUUUUUAUACUGUGUGCACAAAUGCGAUCUUAAAUCUUGCUCAGAUAUUUCCGCGUGACACCAUUUCUGAAAGGGAAUGUUGUCCAGUUGGUACUUUUGGGAGUUAAUUUUUUGAUUUUCCAAGCGGUUUUCAUAAUACCUGAGAAAAGCCAGAAUAAAGCGUAAGAAAAACGGAAAAUUUACUUUUAUUAUUUUUAAAUUUUGUAAUUCAGUUAAAAAUAUUCAUAGAGACUUGAAAUUUGGACAAAAAACUUAUUUGAGCUAUUUAUAGACAUUUUAAUUUUGUGAGUUUUGUACGUAAUUUUAAUCAUUAAAUAUUCCGCGGUAAAAUUGAUAGACUUGACAGAAAUGCUUGAAAAUUUAACAAGAGGUUUAUUAAGAGUCUUAAUUUGUGUUCGAAAAAAAAUGUGAGUUUAAUGUAGUAUUUGUUUUUGUAAAGAAAUUUUAAUAUUAAAUUUUGACAAAACUUUUGUUGAGUAAAAAAUUAUGUGGAAAAAAUCGAAUUUUUUAUUUUUUUUUUUUUAGAUUUGUACAUUGCCGAUUUAAGAACGAUGGUGAAGUCAGAAUUGAGUUUCGAAAUUAUAGCUUUUUAAAGUUCUGAUAUUAUAUGGAUAUUGUAUGUUAUGUUAAAUAAUUCAAUGGUGUCUUCUCUAAAGUAUGUUUGUUGUAGCUAAAUUGUUCAGCAAGUUCAAAUCCAUGUUUUAGGAAAAAAUGUUUUGCAUUUUUAUUCCCCUUUUAUCUAAAUAAGGGAAAAACAAAUGCAUUUUGGGUGUACCUAGAAACCCAAGCCAUCACUCACUUGGACUAUUUCAUUUGCAAAAUACCCCUCGAUUUGUUGUACAAACUUUUCUAUCAAACAUCUUGCUCUGAUGUAUCAAGUGUAGCUCAUUUUCUAUAAAAUAAUCUAUUUUUAAAUAUAUGGGUAAAAAAAUAAUUUUAGUGGGUCCAUAAUAAAUAAAAAUUGAAUACAAUAUUUUUUUUUCAAUAUUUGAAGGCAAUAGUUUAAAAUAUAAUGGAUGAAACAUUUUUAAAUAUAUUGUACAUGUAAAAAUAUAUACUUUUGAAUUUAAUUUGAAUUUACAAUGUAAGAAUUGCUGUUAUGAAUAUCAAUUAUAACUUAUAAACAAGACUGCUGUUAUAAUCAGUAGAAUCUAAUUUUAUUUGUAGAAUGGAUGGAACAUGCAUACUUAAAGGACGAUCAUUAAAUAUUAAAAAAUUGAAAUCAGAAUUUAUGAAUGUUAUAAAGGAAAAAUUCAAUUACAGUUAUUUAAUAACUGCUUGUUAAGUCUAAGUACAGCUGGCUUCAGAAUUAUUCAAAAUAUAAUCCUGCAACAAUUAUUCUGGGAUCUUCAAUGGCAAUUUUAAUUUUUUGUAAAAACAAGACAGCCUCAACCUUAUCUACAAUUCUGUGGCAAUGUACAUUAUUGGUCUAAUGACAACCUAAAAAAUAAUGGGUAAACAGAAUAUUUAAAUAAAUAUGAUCGCUGUAAGCUCAUCAAGAUGAGAUAGAAUAUAAACUUUUUACUUGUCCUUUUACAGCAAUGAGCCUUUUAAAAGUUUCGUGCAUGUCUAAUAUGGCAGAUUGUGGUGGAUUGACUUAUAGAAAAGUUAAUAGUAAGAUUUUUUAAACGAGAAUGUCGUUGUAUACUUUACUUUUUUUACAAAUCUUACUCAAUUAAUCAAUGAAUACAGUAAAUCUCCAGAAAAUAAAAAGUAAAAACUAACUUUUAUAUUACUAUUAUACCUACAUUUUAUUAUUUUACUGAUAUUGUAUUAAAUUGUUAUAUAUAGGAUGAUUAAGAACUAUUUGGGUUGGCAAACUGUCAGGACAUUUACUCCUUAUUUAUCAAAAGUUUUUCGAAACGCGUUUAAAAGACCACAAAAGGCACUAUUGGAAUCUGAAGGCGGUAAAGAACUGUAUUAG